AUGCCGCCCAAGGCCGAGGCAGCCAUCACAGCCCGCGAGCUGCUCGCGUCCAACGAUGAUGCGUUCGUGGACUUCAUGAGUGAGAAUGCCGCCAAGAACCUAAACCCUCUCGACGCAGACAUGCUACGCCAGCUGCUCGACUCUCUUCAGAUAUCCCAGCAACAAGACACUCAAGCCGAGGAUCAGGCCGCAUCUUCACGUCCUCGCCAAAGCCGAGAUGGAACACGGACGGCGAGUCCACCACCGCCGCCACCCACAGAAGAAGAUGCUGCGCACCAGGAAGCUCUCGCUUGCGACAAGCUCGAUCGGGCGGGCGGGCGGCCAGCCUUGCCGAAGACAGAGCUUCGCCCGAUCGGAGAGAUGACGGAGGAGAGUUUGCAAAGGGCCGCAUGCUUUGUGGACCUGCCCAAGGACGCUCCAGAGAGCUACAUCCCGCCCCUGUUCACUUCGCAGCUGGACCACUGGACCUCGUUCAAGCAGCGGUGGCAGUGGUGCAAUCGCGGCAAGGCCGCAGGGAAGAAGGGCUUCGCCGAGUUCCUCGAGUCGAUGAAGCAGAAGUAUCUUGCCGUGGGAGAGUACAAGUGGGUUGAGCAAACGGCCUCCUUCGAGGGAAUGGCCAGACGGAAGUGGGACCUUGAGCAAGUAGGGCUCGAGGCCUCGAAUGGAAGGGGAUUCAAGACCUACGCGCGCGCCGUCGAGACACACCUCGCGUCCCAUGGUUUCAACAGCAACAGCAACAGCAACAGCAACAGCAACAGCAACAGCAGCCAACGCUUCCAGUUGCUGCAAGACCCCCGGCAGCAGGACGAGUGGACGACGCUGGCGAUGGAGGAGCUGUUGCAGCUUGAGAAGGAGCAGCAACCAGCCCCGUUGAUGAAGAGCGGCGACACAACGACACCUCAGCAGCAACUCAAGGCAGCUAAGGAAGAACUGACCAAGCGGAGAAGAAUGAAGUUUAUCAGCAAGGACUCGGCACCGUACCUCAGGCGUCAAGCCCUUGUUCGUCGCCAUCAGCUGAGGUCAAGGUGGAUCUUGGAGGAGCUGUCGCUUGCGGGGAAGAAGAAGAAGUGUCCUACGAUCGAGCGCCACAACAUACGGAAGAACUCAGAGAUGGAGAACGCUCGGGAAACGGGGCCCACAGAGAGCGGUGUCAACACACGACAACUGCGGAGGAAGCGCAAGGGUAGACACGACGACGAGGAGGAGGAGGAGAACGCGGACAACAAGACAGAUGGAAUCGACGCUCCAUCGCCCUUGAAGCGUUCACGCAUACUGGGACAGGCAACUAUCGCCAAUGAGCAGGCCGCUGACACGGAGGUGGCUAGGGUUCCUCGGACCCGAGAGAGGGGACUACGCAUACGCAAGUGA
Molecule: messenger RNA, 1368 nt
Organism: Trematosphaeria pertusa
Lineage: Eukaryota; Fungi; Ascomycota; Dothideomycetes; Pleosporales; Trematosphaeriaceae
Exons: 3
Coding region: 1-1368 (455 amino acids)
Source: RefSeq, a predicted model, not a curated record